Molecule: messenger RNA, 544 nt
Organism: Chenopodium quinoa (quinoa)
Lineage: Eukaryota; Viridiplantae; Streptophyta; Magnoliopsida; Caryophyllales; Amaranthaceae
Exons: 1
Coding region: 106-306 (66 amino acids)
Source: RefSeq, a predicted model, not a curated record
GCUAUAUAAGUGAGAAGAAGUUCAUCCAAAUUUGUAAGCAAUUCUUAUCAUACAAACAAUACUACAUCCUUUAAGCUUAAAGAUCCCAAAUCAAAAACAAAAAAAAUGGUGUCAAGAGUAGAAGAAGCCAUUAAAGGAAGGCAACAGCAACAACAAAGAGAUCAAGUAAUGCAAAUAGUGCAAUGCAACAAAAGCAAAGUUAAGAAGUUCAAGAGAAGUAGUUCUAAUCUUGAAGAAGAUGGUGCUUCUUCUGCCAUCUUCUUUCUUGCUUGUAUUGCUUGUGCUCCCUCUAGUUCUUAUCUUUAAUUUUUACGUUGUUGUAUCAUGCAUACGGAGUAAUUUAGUAGUAGAUGUUCAACUACAAUCUCUGCUUAAAAUUAUUUGUCACGUUAAUAGUUGAAGUGACACUAUAUACCAAUGUGGCAAAGAAAUUUUGGAUGGAGGUCGGAAGCAUUUAUAGACCAUAUAAGUAAGUAAUUUGGCACUAGUAGUUCCUCUUGAUCAUAAGUGUCAUUUAUCCAUUCUUUGUGAGCUUUCAAAUAAA